CUAGAAUAUAGGCGUGUGAGAGAUAAACAAAACUAACAUGCAAACCUGGCCACCUGUCUGCCUUGGUGUUCUUUAACAAUUCAUGUUUCCCUAAGGCAGUAAUGGCUCACUGUUCCACACAGAUGUUUCUGAAAUGCAUGUCCAACAAUCAUAGCCAGCUUUUAGGCGUGCUGAGCAUCUUGAUUAGUGCAAGUCAGGAACACUUCUGUGACAAGGUUAGCCGUCAUUUGCCUGGGUCGUCUUACUAGGAAAUAUGACUGCAUGAUACUCAACUUGUUAUGGGUUUUGCAUCAGGUUUGUGACUUGAUUUGCUAAAUAAUGCUUCAAAGUAUUUUAGUUGUUCACAUUAGACUUCAGAUAUAUCUAGUGUCCUUGGUGUUAGUAAGCAAUCUGUUUCAGUGAUAGGGUUUCAAAUGGCUGUAUAAUUUUGAGCACGUCACAAAAGAGGUAACAAAGUCCUUUGGGUUUUUUCACUAAAUAUUGUUAGGCCAGAAUAGCUGAACUGGAUAAAUAGUGUUCUUCACAAUUCACUGUUUAGUACAUUUUAGUGUACUAAUCACUAUAUCUGACCCGAUAACAUUGAAAUAUCCUAGCAUGAUGGGCGUCAUGAGUGCUACUAACUUGUAUGAAUGUGUAAUUCUGAAAAUUCCGUUCUCCUGAACAAAAACCCUUGUUUACUUUAUGUAUAGUGAAUCUUUCUGAAAGGGGUAUGUUAAAACGAACAAUGUGUCCAGCUAAAACAACAUACUCUAAUAACACGGUCUAUUGCUGUCCCUACUAUCUUAGUACAACAGACAGAUCUCUGUUAAGCAUAAUAUACCAAAUCAACAUCCACUUCACAGACCAGCCAAAAAGCAUUUUUUUUCUGAUUAUUUUGGCAUUGCGGACUCCUGACCUUGUGAACUUUUGCACAGGUUCUGCUUUAUGUUACAUUUUUCUCACCCAGUUAGUAUAUUCUGUUGAAAUGCUCAUAGCUCCUAACACUGGAAACAAAGCAUUCACCUUUUGCUGAUCUGCUCUUUUUUUCUUUACUUUUUUUAUUUUCUUCUUUUUCUUUCUCUCUGCUUUCUUUUCAUUUCCCUGAUCCUACAAUUAUACCAUGAAGCUUUCUCUGAAGCUGGUAAGAACUGUUUCGGCAUGCACACCUUGACUGUUGUUCUCUAGUUUAUCUUGAGGCACAACCUGGUCUGUUGUUUUUUUUUUCCAUUCAUUAUUAUAGUUUAUUAAUCUCCCCUGCCCCUCGCCGCUUUACUUAUAAUUAUUCUAUAAUAUAUUUUAUUCUCCAGAAGUCUUUUUGUGUAUUUCUUUUUUAUUUAUUAAUUAUAUAGAUAAACGUAUUCACUUUGAGUCGUUCAGAUAUUCUUAUUUCUCAUUUUUCAGACGGUUGUGCCUCUGAUAACAUCUCUUGUGCUUUGUCCCUACAACUGCAUGCAUUUUUUUUAAGCGUUGUGUGCUUUUUUUCUCUUUUUUCCUUGUUUGGUUUUCCCAUCCCUCGUGUUGUGGCUUGACAUUUUACUUAUGUAAUUAUUUGACCACUGCUUCUAAAUCAUAUAACCUUCUUUUUUUGCCAGUUCUAAAGAAAUGUCCAAGAGUUUCACGUUUUCUUAAUCAACUUAGAAAUUAAAAUUAUUAUUACCUGUAGUGUUUUUUUUUUAUUGUGUGGGUUUUUUCCAUUUAACCAAACUCUUACUGGUUUAAUAACUGACACUAACACAAACAUGUAACACCUUGGAAAAAAAAUGGCUCUGCAACUUUUCUAGAAACAACACAUUAAAGGAUCACUAUAGGGUCAGGAACACAAACCCACCAUUUAGGUGGCUUGCCCCCUUAUAAAAGUAUAAAACUCACCAUAUUUCCAGCGCUGCACGGGUCUGUCGGCGCUGGUUCUGCCCCUUUAAGCUGUAGUGUUUCUGGUGACUAUAGUGUCUCUUUAAACUUUCAGUAACAAUUUAUAUUAAUGGUUACCAAACUGAGCACCAUUUGUCUUUCUAUUAAUCUAAGAUUAAAGGGUCACUAAGCAUCAGAACCACUUCAGGUUAAUGUUUUGGUGUUAAGAGCCUGUCUCUACAGUUUUAUUUUUUUACCAGUUUUUAGUUUUUUUGUGAAUAGGCAGUGUUUAUAUUUGUCCCAAAGAACACCUUUACUGAUUUUCACUAGAGGUGCUUCUUUAUGUGUUCCUGCAAUGACCAGAAUUGGUUAUCCUCUCGCUCAGCAUAUAUACACUGAACACUCGCCAUAUCGAUGAAUUGGCAUAAUGCAUCCCCUAUGAAGAGACGCUGAUUGGUACAGUGUGGCAAUUGCUGCCUCCCCAUCCUCUCCCAUUGCUUCAUAGAUAGAUAUCAGAAUAGAUUAAAUUGUGUUCUCUGGUGAGUAUUCAGUCACCUGUUCCCUAAUAAAAGGGAGGUCCCAAUAAUUUAGUUUCAACGAUGUACUAGGACUGGUUUAUUCCUACCUAGAGGAAGACAUGACAAAGGCAAGGGUAUAUGAAUCUAUUCCAUCAUAUCAAAAUGUCCUCCACGAUCCUGUUUUAGAAUGAAAUGACUAACACAAGCAAUAACUGCGAGCUGAAUAGAACUGCAAGUGCUCAGUAGGCAAAUUGUGAUAAUGGUAAAGUGUAACAUUUAAUUCUUAAUGGAGUACUCAAUAUAUUUGUAGGGCAUUUUGUCAGCACAAUGUAGAAAGUUGAAAAGAUUUCAUAAGGAACAGGCUCAAACGGUUUCACAACAAAUAAAGAUUCUAACUAUAUUUAUCAUAUUGAUUGGAUAAGAUAGAGAGCUUCUAUCAGUGAAUAGUUUGAUUAGCUCCAUGGGUAUCAACAAAAGCUGUACUGUCAGUUUGCACCUCCAGCUGAUUAGGCAUAAACCUGGCAGAGAAAGAAUAUAACUUACAUAUGUGGUAUUUUCUCCUAAUUCCUUCAACAUUUAUGAAGAAUAAAAAAAGCAACGUCUGGAUCACACACAGGCCACCUAAAAUUUGCAGCACUUAAAAUUGGGAAAUAAACAUGAAAAGAACAGCAUAGAUUUAAUAAGUUGUCUAAUUUGAUAUCCAGUUCCCCUGUUGAUAAACCAUUUGUAAACUGUGUCCAAGUAAUGAAUUUCAGCUAUGUUAACCUUUUUCUGCUCAAAAAUGAUUGGAUGAAGUGAAACAACGGAGGAGUCUAUAUUUAAAAGAUGGAAAACUACCACAAAAAGAGGACAUAGUCUCAAAUUAGAGGGGCAAAGGUUUCAAAAUAAUUUCAGUAAGUAUUACUUUACAGAUAGAGUAGUGGAUUCAUGGAAUAGCCUUCCAGCUGAAGUGGUAGAGGUUAACACAGUGAGGGAGUUUUAAGCAUGCAUGGGAUAGGCUAAAUGCUACCCUAGCUAUAAGAUAAGGCCAGGGAAUAAUGAAAGUAUUGAGAAAAUAUUGGGAAGAAUAGUUGGACCAAGCAGUUCUUAUCUGCCGUCACAGUCUGUUUUUGUGAACUGCAUGCAGAAUUUGUUUUUUGUUUUUUCUCUCUCUCAAAAAAAAGGUUGUCUGAGCUGCUCCAGAAUUGAUAUUGUCCUGUAGAGCAAGCUUUGUUAAAUUGAUGUAGACCCUAAGCCAGCCAAAUAGUUAUGAUUUUAACUUCUGAUGACGGCUUUCUAAGGACUGCUGUGUAGAUUGACUCCUUGAGGAAUCACAAGGAAGCUGUAAUGUGUAAUAUAAACCCAGGGUUGGUAAUAUACUGUGCCUGAAGAUCUUAACAGGAUACAUUAUGGUCUCUUGUCCUCUGUUAUUAGAUUAUACAGUUAGAAAUAUGUAUUGAUGGCUUCUAUUUGAAGCAGGGAAGAGAACGCCCAGCAGUAGAUCAACUUCUCAAUUCAAAACCACUUAGAAAGUUUCCCAGUCUUUGAAAUAGAAUGCAGUGUUGCUUAGGAAAUGCUUACCUAUCCAGUUUCAAAUGACAUUUAUUGCAGACUUAUAUCAAAGAAAUUUACAGGGACUAGAUGACAAAGUCAAGAUAACAUCUGCAUUCCACUAAAAUACUGAUGGCUCACUUUAAAGGGAUACUUUAAACACCGGAACAAUUUUAGUUUAAAGUGUCUCUGUCACCAUCUAGGGUCUUUGCAUAAGUCGCAAAGAUUCCCAAUGGGGACAUUGCCGUUUGGUGUACAGCUGGAAGGGAAAGGUGAGUUAUACUUACAUGGAACUGUCGUUUGUGGGCACUUCCUUGCACUUCCGUCUGGUUCUCUUCAACUACUGGCUCUUCUGCUGGUAGGAGUACAACACUGAGGUCUAUGAAAGGUGUGAAUGCUUUUAUCUUCAGCCAUCAGUAGUGACGUCUGGGGGCUUGACAAGGCUUCAUUCUGCCUUUUUGUCAAGUGUAGGAAAAAUAGUAAGACAAAGUAUAAAGAUUUUAUAUUUAUGAGUUACUAAUUUUGAAGAGGGGUGGUGACAGAUUCACUUUACAUAAGCCGUUUUUGGUGUAUAGAUCAUUCCCUUUCAGUCUUACUUCUCAAUUCUCUGCCAUUUAGAAUAAAAAUCACUUUUGUUUCAAAGUAUGCAACCGUAUCCACACCUUUCCUGGCUGUGACUCACAAAGCCUACAUGAAAAUAUUAUUUCAAUCAGAUCUUACAGCACAAUGUGUUUACUUUAGAAGUUUUUAGGUCCUUCACUAAUUGAACUUGAAUUACACAUGAGACUCCUGCAGGCUGUAGCAGGUUAUUAACAGAGCAGAAGGGAAGAGAUUCUAAAUGAAACACAAUGUGCAAUAAAGUAAGUUUAAAAUGUAGAGCAUUCUUUCCAGAUAUUGUGCACAUAAUAUAUUGAAGUUAAUGUGGCCAUACCUUAUCAUUCCCAAGUGACUGUGUCUGCUUUCAUUUUACCAUACAGCAAACCACAUUGAUUUGAUUAGGAAGUGUUGAUGACUAAUUUUGCCCUGUGACAUUUAUCAACUCUGGUACAUACCUUUUCAAAUCUAGUAGCUGCCACAGUGAAAUAAUGCCAAAUUCACUGCAAGCUAAAAAAGGGAACUGAAUAUUUAUAAGCAAUUCUAUUUUGUAACUUGCCCCCUGUUUUGAGUUGCGCUUAGGCCCUUAACAAUGUGAGAAUUGACCAUUAUAGCCCAGUCUAGUGAUCGUGUUUGUCAUGUAGCAGUUGGGUAGUUUUAUUUAAUAAUGUUAUAUUUCAUUAAACGUCAAAAACUAAUCUACCCCAGGUAGAUAACUAAAAUAUUCCAGGUGGAGACUAAGCCAGUGGAAAUCUACUGUUCGGCAAAUCCCAUGCUUCUUACUAAACGUAUGUAUUACAUUUCUGAUUGUUGCUCUCAACUGCCAACCAUAUAUUGUAGCAGACAUGAACAUUAUUAGUCUGCUCAUUUUCAAGGUCCACUCCAUUUUAUCUACAUUGUCUGCAGUCAUUUCUUGGCAUCUGUAGAAGCAAAACUGUACUGUAAGUAAAGGAUAUUAAAAGAAAUAUAACAUUUGGUUCUUUAGAGCUCUUUCUAUGGCUUAUUGAUUUCCAUUGAGCAGAGAAUUGGAUAAGUAUGCUUUUAGGAUGGGUCCAUUAUUUUGCAUUUUUCAUUGAGACCGAUAUGUUUCCCUAGGGUGCCACCUUGUGUUUAAAAAGGAGAUAACAAGCAAAUGCAAUACUAAUUGCUUUGGUAUUGUACUUGCUAAAUUAAAGGGAAAUUAUCUUUCCAAACAAAACGUGAAUAUGUGUAAUAGCUUAGUUUAUUUAACCCUUAAGGACCAAACUUCUGGAAUAAAAGGGAAUCAUGACAUGUCACACGUCAUGUGUCCUUAAGGGGUAGAACUAUAUAGUAAUAUCUACUCACCAAUGCAGUUUAUUUGUUGGAAUAAAUCACAGAAAAUAAAUUUCAGAUUCCUAAAUUAUUUAGAUGUUGGUAAAGCUUGGGUGCUGUUUACCUAUCUACUAUAAAAGGAGAACUGUCCUUCUGUGUAGAUUAAUGGAUAAUCACCUAGAAUUUGCGAACAAUUUUUUUUUCCCAUGUGCUGUUCCAGUUUAUAUUGCGAAAUCCAUCACAUAUCAGUUGAGCCAGGGCUAUUAUUGCAAAUGAGGAGGACAAAUAGAAACGUUGUUUUCUCCUGUUAUUGGUAUUCUUUCUCUAUGCUAACUGCCAAGUGCGAAGACUACUGCUUAGAACAAUGACUGACAGGGAGUUAAAGGAUCACUAUAGGGUCAGAAACCGAAACAUGUAUUCCUGACCCUAUAGUGUUAAAACCACAAUCUAGCCCCCCUGGGCCCCUCUUGCCUCCAUAAAUAUAGCAAAAUCUUACUGUAUUUAAGCCUGACACUGUAACUCUGCAUGCUCUUUGACUCAGAAAAACAAGCAUUGUGCUGACAUCAGCAGAAAUGGUGGCCUGAUCCAAUCACAGUGCUUCCGCAUAGGAUUGGCUGAGACUGACAAAGAGGCAGAUUAGGGGCAGAGCCAGCAUGAUUCAAACAGCCAAUCCAAUCAGCAUUUCCUCAUAGAGAUGAAUUAAAUCAAUUAAUCUCUAUGAGGAAAGUUCAGUGUCUGCAUGCAGAGGGUGGAGAUACUGAAUGUUUGGAGGAAUUUUAGGCAGCCAUGACCCAGGAAGGAUCUCUAACAGCCAUCGGAGGAGUGGCCAGUGAAGUUAUCACUAGGCUGUAAUGUAAACACUGCAUUUUCUCUGAAAAGACAGUGUUUACAGCAAAAAGCCUGGAGGUAAUGAUUCUACUCACCAGAACAAAUUCAAUAAGAUGUAGUUGUUCUGGUGACUAAAGUGUCCCUUUAAGAUGGAGGCAUACAGUUGCAGGAUAAAGUAGUGUGAAUUUCUACAUUUAAUUUUUCACACCUCACAGAUGUAGUAUUUGUUAAACAUAGAGAUAAGCAAGCAAUAUGAAAAAAAUAUAUAAGCGACAGUUCCCCUUUAAAUGGUUACCUCUCAGGUCCACAUACCAUACAUGUUGUAUGAUGUUUGCUUAUUACACAGUUCCCUGGUAUGUCCUUUGAAUAAAGUUUAGCUUCUUCUCCUGUAAAUGCGAGUGAUCAUAAUAUGGAGCAUAUUUAAUCAAAUAUGAUUAUGAUAAUAAAAAUAUCAUCCCACAUAGUAAUGAAGAGGAGUUUUCUCCAAUGAGGCCUUAUCUGAUCAAUCUGCUUGCUUCAGACUGCAUCAAACUACUGAUAUAUUCAGUUACUAACCAAUCGUCGGAAAGAGGACUUGCAUAUGUUCAUAGAAAUGCAUAUCAUUCAGACUUGCACAGAACAUUAAUGAGACUGAAAUAAAAACAUUCUAUGUCAGGACUGUGCAACCAGAUAUGCAGGUGAAAUUCUGUUUCUAUAAAAUCCUAGCCCACUGAAGCAUUGUAGUCCUGACCACCCAAUGUAAACUUUGGACAGUUCUUAAUUUUAUCAUUCUGGUGAGAGGCUCUCUCUUGAUGGAGAAAUCAUAUCCUAUCAGAGAUUAUGGCUGUCCGUGUGUUGUUCCUUUUAAUUUGGCAUGUGGUGCAUGCUCAUAGCUAUUGCAUGCGGUAAGAACUGAUAGUAAACAUGACAAUGCAGUGUUUUGGUUUCCACCAGGGGGCCACUCCUGAGGACUUCAGCAACCUCCCUCCAGAGCAAAGGCGAAAAAAACUACAACAAAAGGUGGAUGAGCUUAACAAAGAUAUCCAGAAAGAGAUUGACCAGAGGUAAGAAAUGAAUGAAUGAAUUUAAACCAAACUUCAUUCUUGCAGUAACCUUCAAGCACUACUGCAAUUUUAAAUGCAGAAACCAAUGAUGAUGUCCCACUGAUUAUGUUUUUUAUUAUUAGUUAUUAUUAUCAGCAUGUUAAUGCAGAAAUAUAGUAAAUUUAAAUUUAAAAAAGUACAUUCCUAGACUAGGAAGAAGCACCACAGAUCAGGAGCCUCUGGUUUUCUUAUUCCAUAAACGCCAGCCAUGCAGUGGUUUGUAGGAUAAGCAUUAUCCAGGCACCAUUCCAAUCUAAUCUGAUGAGUAUAACUGCUCAGUAAACUGACGGCAGCCAGGUAUGUUAGUGAAACAGUGUGUAAUGAUCUCCAUAGCUGCUGAUUAUGGAUGCGUGUGUCCGUGUCUUGAGCUUUUUCCAAAGCUGGGGAGAGCUGUUCACGUUGGAUGGAUCUUGGAUGAAGUUUAAUUUCUUCUUUAACCCCUUAAGGACCAAACUUCUGGAAUAAAAGGGAAUCAUGACAUGUCACACAUGUCAUGUGUCCUUAAGGGGUUAAAGUCAAGGUGCCAGUCUUAAAGCUGUGUCGAUUUUCAGAGUCAUUUCUGUUCCUACCAAGGUCAAAGUGUAAUAAGGCAGUAAUUUCAAAAAUAUUUAAAUGUGUAUUUAAUCCAUCUUCAAAACAAUGUAGCCUGCAACAUUUCAGUCAUAAUGGUCUUCUUGAUGGUUGUUUGCUUUGAUUACGUGGGGACCUUAAGUGGAGUACUGUAGGUUGAACCAACAGUAGCACAGCGUGAGUGCUGGUCCCACAUCAAGGUUGGUUCAGCAUUUCAUCUUUAAUCAAUACAAGUAUCACCAUUAACCCUUCAAGGACACAUGAUGUGUGACAUGUCAUGAUUCCCUUUUAUUCCAGAAGUUUGGUCCUUAAGGGUGGCACUGUAAUGCUGUACUUACCGUUUCCAAUUUGCUUUGUUGUUUCUUCCUUUUUACUUCUGUCUUUUUUUUUUUUUUUCAUUUUUAAUUUAUUUCUAACUAAAAACAUAAGACAAAGUAGCGACUAUUUUAUCUUGUGUAUUUUUCCUACACCUGACAUUAUUAGAAAAUGGGCAGAGCUACAAUGUCAAUCCCAACAGCCAUCACCAGUGAUGACUGCAGGGAUUUGGCUCUGUCUGUAGAGUAUCUGGGAUGCAUGUGUGAGAGUACAGCAGUGACGAUGGAUCCUGGCGCUGAAGCAUCAAGAGCUGAAGAUUGCCUGCAGAAGAUGAUGGCGGUACCUGCGAGGGACAGGUUCAGGUAAGUAGAAAUAACUUUUCCCCAAGGCGGCAAAUUCUGCGAAGUCCACAGACGGUGACAGUGCUGCUCUAAUUUGGGUGGUAACAUCCCAGGAUGAGAUGCUGCCUUAUACUAGCUAAAAGCUGAAUAUACGCUUCCUGAUUACAUCAUACUAUAUAUUUUUUAGUGUACUCAUGAGAUAUUUUUUUUUCUUUGUCUACUGAAAUGUUGUUUUUCCUAGCAAUCACUAAUAGGAAAGCUAGAUUUUGGGUUCCACUAAAUAGAGAAAAGUAGAUCCUUGAACAUAUACUUACAGUCUCAAUUCUAACUGACAGAGAUGCCUUAACGAAAAUGAAAGAUGUGUACACGAAAAACCCACAGAUGGGAGACGCUGCCAGUGUGGGUCAGAAGCUGGCAGAAAUUGGACACAACAUUGAAAAAUUGCGUUUUGAGGUUCAGAAAUUCGAGGUGAGGAAUUGUGGACAUUUAUAUAACUAUGAUUCUUAGCUUAAUAUCAUGCAUGUUAUCCUAUUAGCAAUGGUUUUCUAAGAAGGGCUUAUGUUUUUAUUCUUCCCGUUCUGCCACUUGAGCAUAAUGUCUCGUCUGCGUGGUUUUCUGAAGCCCCAAAUGUUGCUAUAUGAUACAGAGAAUCAGAUAAAACUGCUUGGUUUAUUAUUCCUUUAGAUAAAUUGCUCCCAUUGCUAAUUAGAAGCCAUGUAAGUAGAACUGUAAAACAUUUACUUUUAAAACCAAUCUUUUCAGUCAUCAUUGUAGCAGAUGUACAAUUUAUUUUAUUACUUGUUGAAUUCACAUCCCUAUAUAAUGCAGCCUAAGGUUGCCCUUUUUGGUCUGCUGUCGGUAUCUGCACACUUUCUUGGACUAUUCAGAGGUGUGAUAGGUGGUGGUCAAAUCCUAGUCAGACCACCUUAUUAGUAAGUGUCCAUGGGCAAGACACCUAGCAACAUAUAUACACCUACCUCAAAUCCUCAUAGAUUGUAAGAUCUUUUUGAGCAAGGCCUUUUUAUUUCUAAUAUCCCCAUUAUAUAAUUGUAAAAUGCUGAUGAAUAUGUUGAUGCUAUACAAUUGCUAAUAACAAAAUAUCACCAGCCAUUCAGAGAGUGUAACAUUAGUUACACUAAAGUAUUGUAAGAGCAACCAGUGAAUAGUCAAGGCUUGCUUGAGUAACCUUGUGAAGGAUGUUUUUUUUUCCCUCUACUAGCUUACAUUACUUCUCUUUCAUUACAUAAAGCAAUUAAAAACUAAAACUGAGUGGGUCUUUAUUGGCAUUCUCUUGAGAGCUGUUCUGUGAAGUUGGCACUGUGCAGUACACUCAGAUCUCUUUGCAGGGCUGGCUGGCAGAAGUAGAAGGAAGGCUUCCUGUGCGGAACGAUAACUCUCGCCGGCAGAGUGGGCUCUAUGAAACCCAAAACACAACAACGGCUAAUAACUGUGCUCAAGACCGAGAGAGGUACAGUAUAGUAUAUGUGAGGGAAGCCUUUCUGAAUAGCAUUGUUAUUCUGCUGACAUUGCAUGAAUAGCUAUAAAUACAUGUAGGAUCAGUGUCCCCAGAGUUUAUAGAACAUAUGUUUUGUAAUGGCAGGCUAAGUUUGCCACGUUGCCAUUAAUGCAAGGGUUGCGGCAAAAAAAUUGUAAACACUACUGCCCUGAAACACAUUAUUUUAUAAAUGUAAUUUCAGACUGAAUUUAUAAAUUAUUCUGGGUUUAAAAGGACUUUUCUUGUAUCCACACCCUCCACAUAUCAUAACUUGGUUAUUCUUUAAACACAAGCAGUGGAAGAACCGUAGUGCCAUGAAAACAUAUCUUGGAUGUUUCCCUCUGGAUUUCAUAUUUCAGUUCAGGAAUUCAUGAUGUGUCUAUUGCCCCUGAUGUCUCAGAGAAUGUACUACUGGGGGAGAGUUGCACCUACUGGGCUUACUUCUCCACCCCCAGUAAUGUUCAUUGCACAAAUACACUGGAAGCAUUGUGGCCAGUCUUCUGUUUAAACUGUCAUGCAUGUUGAUUUACAUGUAAUACACAUAGCAUUAUUUCCAUAUAACAAAAUGUACUUUUAUUAUUAUUAAAUUGGUUGUUAUGCAACAUGAGUGUUAUUUUAUUUCUGCAUCUUUAUAGAUAUUUUGCUAAAUAUUGUACAGUGUGGAUACUACUUUUUUUUGUUUUGGAUUUUGUAAUACUGAAGAUGUUUGUGAAUUCACACCUUAAGUAAAAAGAAAAAUAAAACAAUUAUGUGGCUGCUUGUGCAGUCCAGAUAAUUUGUUAUUCUUUCAGUUUUUUCGUUCCAACUAUUCAGACUGAAUGUAGUAAUGUGCUGUUCAAAACAUGCACUUAUUGUGAAAUGGACUGAUCAAGACACAAUAUAUGUACAAGUGACCAGUCCUGGAGUAUGUUGCUAUAGUGGUUGUAUUGCUUUAUCUCUUGAGCAGCCCAGAUGGCAGUUACACGGAAGAUCAGAGCCAGGAGACAGAAGUGAAGGUCACCCCCACAGAGUUCGAUGACGAUUUUGAUGAUGAGGAGCCCCUUCCUACGAUAGGAACGUGUAAAGCCCUGUAUCCCUUCAGUGGUAAUUUCGUAUUCCUCCUUUGGUAUCAAUGUAUUCUUAAUUUUUUUUGUUUGUGUUACUUUCUAGCACAGGACCAUGCUGUAUUGUCAGAACCUUCCUCACUUUCACAUUCACAAUGUAAUUAUUGGUUACUCAUCAUGCCACUAUCAUGCAAUACAAAAACAGAUGACCGAAGUAUAAUUAACUAUCCCAAUUUUUUACUUUUGUUAUGAUGAUUCUCAUGUUGUGAUAAUUAUGAAACCUUACGGUGCCAUUAAGUUCAAUGUCAUGUCUGCAAAAUUCUGAAGAAGACAAUAGGAAUGUCAUGCUGGCUUCCUUCUGGGUUCACAAAAUGUUUCCAUUAAAGCCAGGGUCAUAGUUUUGUCAUUGAGGAUUAUUAUGGUAAAGAUUUACACACUGAAUUUGUUGACCUGCUGAGCUAGACUCUUUCCUGUCCUGUCCCAAGCUGCUGUUGGACUGCUACUCCUAUAAUUAUCUGACAGUGCCAGAGAUUGACAACCCUGGAAUGAAAGGAAGCGCCAAGCCCCUAGGUUGCAAGAAUGCAGUAAUUGUUUACUUUAUUAAAGCAGAUGCUCAAAAAUUAUUUUAUUUCAUGAUAUUCAGCUAGUUUAGCUUCAUGUAUAGGUUGAGUGAGUAUCAUGAGAAAUUAAUUUAUUUUAUCAGACAUCUGCUUUGCAAAGGUUAGAUAUCACUUGAAAAAAAACUUUUUGUUUUUCAUAAAUGAAAGCCAAAAAGUAUUUACUCAGCAUUCCCAGCAGAAAAAUUCAGUAUUCCCAUAGAGAGCUGUAGGAGGAUCGGGGUUGGCAUGUAAAGAGAUUUCUGAGACAGAUGAGUUACAGACAGAGAAGGGCAAGUCAGAAAAAGUGAAUUACUAAAAGGCGUUUUAAAUUUAAAGGAACACUUUAGCAUUAGGAAUACAAAUCUGUAUUCCUAACGCUAUAGUAUCCCUGUCCCCAUUUGGUUUCAAAUUCCCCCCUCCAUGCACAAUAAGAGUGAAAUAUUUUGCUGACCUUCUCUCCAGCCUCGAAUCUCCCUUGGCUCUGCCACCAGUCUUCCAUGAGUGACGUCAUCCUGGAGUUGUGCCUCCAGUAUCACAGUCCAUUUCCAUGCUUCUUGUGGAGGAGCACAGGAGACCGUAGACACAUGUACAGCGUAGUAACUGGUCUGUUUUUUCUCAGUUGGAUAAGUCUUUUAUAUAUAGAUAUAUCUUCUUUGGUUGAAAGCCCGCCAGUUUAAUAUACAUCUAUAUUAACCAAAAAGUACUAAAACGCAAUCUGACAUUCUUUAUAAAAAAAAAAAUGCAUUUAUUCUACUUCAAAAGCAAACAAUAAUAUACUUUAUUAUACAGAUGGUAUUUCUUAACGUUGUUAAAGAGAGUGAGAGAUCUUAAGUAGCCGUCUUAAUAUCAACAAGUCAGGAACACACCAGGAGAGUGGAUCGUAGGAGCAAGAGAGAGCGUGGUCCUUUGUCCUCCGUCCUUUAUAGGCAAAAUUGCGUCAUAACUUUUAAUUUAGACUCUGGCCACAUAGCAAAACUCCCCAUAUAAGGACCCUACCCCCAAUCUCCUUAUACAGUACAUUCCAGAGUCCUCAUGGUACAGAAUAGCAAACACCAUCUGUUCUUUUUAACCCAUUAGACAGCCACACCUUAAUAUGUAAUAUUCUACAUACAGCGCUUGCUGCAGUGCGCCUAUGAUUCUGCAUUAGAGAAUCAUUGCAUGCAAUGAUUCUCUAUGACAGACCGUGACGACACUGCACGUGCACAUGGCAUCACAGCAUGUCUCGGUAUGAGAGCCGUAAGUAACAGUCCCAGGCCUCCAUCCCAUAGUAGUUGGAGGCAUGACUUAAAGCCGCUCUUCAAAUCUCAAAACUAUUAAAAGAUUACAUUGUAGGGGGUAGGACAAAAAACACUAACAGCUUCAAUAAGAUUAAAUUAAUAUAGUGCCUACAGUGUUUCUUUAAGGUCAAAAUAGCUGAAGUGGAAAGAAUUCUUUUAAAGGAUUACUAUAACCCUUUUUCACAACCUCUUUAGCCUAACAAUUACCUAUUUUAGAAGUGCUUGUAAGCCCCCUCUUCCCCCCUGCAGUGAAACUCCCGGCGCUGAUAUCCCUCUCCCUCUUCCAUCUGACAUCACAGUGGUCCGCGCAUGGUCCAAUCACAAGCUUCCCAUAAAGAAGCCUAUGAUUGGAGUUUUUUGCCAGCUCAGAGCACAUGCAUACAAGCGGAACCGAUGAAGGGAGAGGGGAGGGAGGGAAUUAUAUGAGCAACAAAGGGCGUCUGGAGGGAGGAAGGGAUAAGCAGUCUUCCCCUUGCAAAAGAUUUUUAUGUCUUUUGUCAGCGCGCCGACAACAGACGUUAAAAAUGCACAGAAUUGAUAUUAUGCAGCCUGGAACAGAGCUUAUACCACCAUUAUUAUUUUAAAUCCCUGAAGUAGUAAUGGUAGUUAGAGUAACCCUCUUGUCAGCUUUGAAUUGUCACAGGCAAGUUCCUUUUAAUAUAAUAUCUUCAUAAAUCAUAAUAAUUGGUUGUAAAGUUUACCUGGAUUCUCCCUUUAAAUCCAUAGCGAAGACUCAGAAUUACUUGUGUAGCGAGAAAACAGAGAUACUGGUUCUAUAAAAGAUGAUUACUCCACAAACUUCCUUUCCUGCCACCAGUAGUGUGUGUGAGCAUUGCCCAAUUAUGAUUUUUGUAUAAUAUUAAAAUAAAGUGCACAGGACAGGGUGUAGACCAUGACUUCCUUUUAGGCACGCUGUUCAUGUCUGGAAUGGGAUAACUGUUGUCCAUGAUGAAUAAUAUUUUUUCAGAGUAUUUUUUUGCUGUUAUUUCUUGAUUCUUUUGGUAAAUAACACGAGUAAAGGGGAUGCCUGUCUCAAUCAUUUUUCCAUUAAGAACUGACUUUGACCUUAUCUUGCUAGGUGAAAAUGAAGGAACCAUAUCUGUAGCAGAAGGUGAAGUAUUGAACGUCAUUGAAGAAGACAAAGGUGAUGGCUGGACGCGAAUCCGUAGGAACGAAGAUGAGGAGGGUUACGUUCCAACAUCCUAUAUUGAAGUUUAUUUGGACAGAAAUGCCAAAGGUGCCAUGACUUACAUCUAACUCUAUCUUUCCACACUGUUUCUGCGGGAGGGAAGCAGCGACUGGCAUCUAUUAGCUUAGUCACUGGCAUUGGGGAUACGGAAAAGAAACACGUGCACUGUUGCCAUUUGCAAUCUCUUAGCUAUCUCUCUCCUUUUGGCCAUCUAAGUGACCUAGUGUUUGCAUUCAGCUAUAUAAAGAAACAACUCCUAAAUGCCCAUGUUUCAAAAAGAUUUAGUUUUAGUCAUUUCCUUAAUGGACCGCGAAUUGUGCCGGACUUCAACUUGCACCUAACUAACGUCCAUAUCUUUCAACCCUUAAAGCCUCUUUAGCAGGGUUGUAUAAUGCCAGCCUCCGGCUGAUUUUGCACUAAAGUUCACAUAAUUAUUGACCAGCCUUACAGGAGGCAGAGUGGCAUUUAUUUGUUCUCCAAGAGUGUUGUAGAUCAUAUCUCAGGAGUAUCAAAAUGUGGUUCACCAUUUAUUUUUGUGCACUUACAAAUCUUGACCAGCCAUUACAUAUGGGGGCCUGCUUGGACUGUCCUUUCACCUGGUGAUACAUGGAAUAGGCCAUAUACACAAAGGGCCCCAAUAAUAAAUAGCUGUACGGGUUGGUUAACUUCACCUGAAUCACUGCACAUCAGUUUUGCUUUUUUUUUUUUUUUUUUUAAUGUCUGUUAUUGAGGUAGGGUAAUCUACUGGAAACCAUGACAGUGAUUUUGAACCAAUCUGAUGCAGUAUGCUUGCAGUGGCAUUAUAUAGGUUGGUCUUAAUCUAGUAGCAGAUUUUUCCACAAUCUUAACGGCCACGGCUGCAAGUCCUAAUCCUAAUCCGUAUCAACAGGAGGCCUUCACUGCCUGACUUCAACAGAAAUCUCUCAGAUUAUUAACAUAUUCCAAAUGAUCCUUCAGCGGUUAUAUUCACAUAGACAAAUUAAAUUUAUUUAUAAUGAUAUUUUAACAUGACAAUUAACCACUGAAUUGUGCAAUAUUACACAGCAGUGAUAGAAAAUCUCUAUGGACAGAGGCGUAUUGUUUUAAAUAUAUAGGAGGACUGGCAAACUGCGGUCCUUCAGUUUUGGAUUUCCCUGAUUUCUAGAUCAUUUUUAUAUUUAUUUUUUAUGCGUGUGUGCUGUCAUUCCUUCUGCAUGGAACAUUUGUCAUCAGCUUUUAUAGCAUGUUAGAAUGAUUUAUGUACAAGUGACAGAGAAUGCAUGUUUUUGUUUUACGGUUUGCAAGGCUUGUACUUUUUUUGUUCUUACAAUGUGUUUUAAACCAUAAUUCAUUCACCACAUAUAUGCAACAAUUAUUAAUUCAUUAAGUUUGUGGUUUAUGUUUUUUGUUGUUUUGUUUUAGGUUUUUUUAAAGGGGCCUGUUGCUCUUAAUUCUCUUUCAAAAAUAAAUUCCAUUAUUUUUUUCAUAUCUCUGUGGUUUGUUACAUCAAUAACACAUUUGGGAAAUAGUGUAGGCAGAUUGAGGUGGUGUUCUUUUUUCAGUAAACACUCAUGAUACUCAGCCAAUCCAAUAUCUAAUACCUAAUGUUUUUUAUAUUAUAAUUACUGACAUGUCUUUUCUGGUUAAACAUAAUGUGUUAAAAUAAUAUAUUCACAAAGCUGAAUUGUAAAGAGUUCAGAUGGAGAUUGCAGGUUUAUAAUGAAAAUAACCAAAUUGGUAAAAUUCUUUAACAUUUUGUAUUUGUGCUGUUUUGGCCUGAGACUUACAAUUCCAUUGUCAUUUUUUCCUAAUUCCCAUUUUAGUGCAUAGCCUAUAAAAGCCAAGUGAAUUUAAUUACAAAAUAAUCCAUAUGCUAUGCUGUUUUGAGGAUAGAUUUUUCUUUAAUGUGAUUUUGUGAAAGGCCUGAGCAGGUGUAACUGUUUAGUCUUUUGAGUUUAUGCUGCCUUGUACUUGUUUGUUAUCAGAGGUUCUAAUGGUAUGUGUGUAUUUCACUCAGAAAGUUAUACAUAAAAAUAUAUGGGAACAUGUUAAGUAUACCAGGCAGAUUGUGGUAUUUUACUUUCUAACAUGAAACUUUUGUUUUGUUUUUUCCUUUUGUUUUUGUUUGUGUGUGUGUUGUUUUUCAUGUUCCAGAUUCCUAAAGGUGUGCUGGUGCAAGGACUUUCGGGGCGAGCUAUAUAGAGAAGGAUUGUGUACACCCCACACGCAGUCCCAAAUCAACAAUCUGACUCUCUUAUGCAGAAAGGAGCACUUAAGUUAGUUAAAUGAACCUGUCCAAAUCGCACUUUCACCACCAGCCUCCGCUUUCCACCACUCUCUCCAUGCUCCUGACAUGCAACUUAUACAUGUUACGCAGGUUCUCUAAACACCAUAAUUGGUGACAUCCCACUUGGGUCAAAUAGCCUUAAAUAUACUUUGAACUAUUAUCUUCAUUUAGCAGAGCUCAAAAUGAAAUUAGUUAUUUAACCAUUUGUUGUUAUUAUUUUAUAUUUAUUUUUCACAUAGUUAUUAAUUACCACAUUCAUUAAAAAAAAUAACUCAUAGUAUAUAAAGUUUGAUAUUGCAAAGUUCCUAAUAACUUUUAUAUACUGUUCUAUUGUAAUAUCAUUAUAAAAUUACAAAUUAAAUUUAAAAGUAGUAAGGGCUGAAUUAGAAUACAAUUAUUUUAUGAUUGAUGCUCUAUUUUGUGAAAACUGUGCAGCUCAUAUAAUAAUUUACCAGCUCCAUUAAAAUAUAUGUUAUGAAAGUAUUAAGGUACACAGAGGUUUAUGAACAAGUUUUUAAAGUUUGCAACUUACUCCGAGUUAUUGCCCUUAUAAUAACUCAGUUGUUAUUGCCCUUAUUAUUGAAUUUUUUUAUUCUGUUGUCCAUUCUAUUAAUUAGAAGGUAACCCCCUAAGAGUGAAAAUAAUUAUUUGGAGCUGUUUGAAACCUACACACAGGUAUGUGUAAAAACAUGCCGACAAUAUGCAUAAGUGUUUGGGCAUUCUGAACAAGAUUCAGAUAAUUUAUCUUGGAGCUUGUCUAGCUUUCAACUUGUUGGACAGGACGGUGAUUUUUGGCAAGCUGGCUUCAUAGCAGAGCUAAUAGUAGACUUCCCCUUGCUUUAGAGAGGAGAGAACCUGUGCAACACUGCUUUUUCCCUUCCCAUGCUUUCUCCAUACCUGCCACCUCUCACAUGACUUGUCCCAUGCAUUACCUCUUGAUUUGUCACUGUCUGGUUUGAACUCUUAAGUGCCCUUUCACACCUGGUCACUCUUUGUUCUGCGUGCAUGCUCGCCCUGUCUCCUUGCCUACGCUCACCUCAGGGUCACCCUAAAUUAUUUUGGGUUUCUAAUCCUCCUGCUGCAUGAACGCCACAUGCAUCACCAUCUUCCAGUACAUGCCUCUAAGAAAGGGUUGGGUGGUGACAGUGGUUUCAAGAGAAGACACUUCUACUUCCCUGGUGGACACCAUUCCUUAGCUAGCAGACUACCACCCUCUUGCCUUCAUCUGGAUAAUGGUUUCUUAAACCUAGUUUUUCACUAGACUUAACAAGUUUCUCACAUAUCAGACCUCAGCCAUUUUAGUCAUUGGAGACUGGGCAGAACCACAACUCAACAGAAGAAACCAUACCACUUGUUUACAUCUCAAUGGACACUCAGAAGAUGCAUCGCAAGGCCAACUGCUGCAUAUGGAGCAAAGGCUUCUCAGAGUUUCAUAAAGUCCUGGAAUGAUCAUUGUUGCAUAUCUAAUGAGCAAGUCAAGAUCCCCCCCAAAAAUUCAAAAUAGGUAGCCUUCAUCAACGUAAUAUUCAUAUGCAAUUCAGCAACUAUAAGCAAGGACUUGUACUCCAUUCAAAACAUAGAGUUGUGUAUGUUCACGUAUGUGUAGUUUUUUCCUCUGACCCUUUGUCCAAUUUUUAUAAAACACCGUGGCUCAGUUAGGUGCAGGCUGUCUGCUAUUCAACAUUUUAUGUGUUUUUGUUUUUUUCACCUUCCGGAGAUCUUAAAACCCCAAGCAGCACCUGCUUUAAAAGAGUGACUAGUGUUUUGUGUGUUCACGUGGCAAACAAAUGUAAUUUCUAGAGCUUCUUGUAGACUUAGUCUUGAUGGACAGUAUAUUAUUGUCAGCACUGGUGGCACUCCCACAGUUACAUUGCUAUUCAUGUUAUUCAACUUACCAAGAAGUCUAUUUCAUGGAUCUUACAUCUGCUUCCUCUGAGGUCAUCUUCAGUGCUAAAAAUUCCAAUACAAAAAAAAAACCACACUUUCAUUAUCAGGGGAUAAAGUCCCAUAACUGUUUUGCGCUCAGCCCAAGUUAGCAGAAAAGAAAAAAUUUAAAUAAGAAUAUAUAAAUGUAAAUAUAAGGAAAGAUAUUCCCUUGCCAAAGCUGUUACGUUCAUGUUUUCCAAGAUAAACUGCAAAUUUUUAUGCACUAUUGUUUUUAUUCAUGGUCUACCCGACUGUCUGUUUUUGCUUUCCUUGCUUGAAGUGUUUUAGAGAUUUAAAGAGAAAAAUACUGCCAAAUUGUACAGUUCUAUUUUAAACUAAAAUAUAUUAAGCACCUUUCACUCCCUACCAUUUUGUUUUUGCUGGUUUUAAACACCUAUUUGAUGCAAAGUUUAUCACUCAAUUUCUGCAAAGUCUGUAAUGUUUAGUAUUUUUGUGCCAACCAGAGAAAAAGAUCUGCAUCACAAGGUAGAUCUGAGCCUCACUGUGUUAGCAGAGAAGCUUAUAGGCCAGGGGUUCACAGCUCGGGUCUAAUGGGCACAACAAGCUCGUGGGUUGUAACAGUUACUGUAUUAAAUUUCCUUUUAUUAGAUCAUAGAGCCACACGAUUGUGUAGGCCUGCCUGAAGCCUAUAAAGGACACAAGCUGUUUUCCUCUGUUGCAAACAGAAAGAACACAGAUAAGCUUUGAGAACCCAUUGCCAUAAGCAUGAUACAGUUUGCCAUUCAGUUCUGAGAACUGCAGUACUGCUAGAAAAUAAACUAAUAUGCCAAAUUUGUGUUGGCUUCCACCAUUUUGUCUUCUUUCAUUUCCUGAGCAUUUUUGGUCUGGGAGAAUCUGGUAACAAAUGCACUAUGCUCGAUCCAUGGUAAGUGUACACAUAUUGUAAUUAACCAAUUUGUGGACAAAAAUAAUAAUCUAG
Messenger RNA from Pelobates cultripes (western spadefoot toad), 19633 nucleotides. Lineage: Eukaryota; Metazoa; Chordata; Amphibia; Anura; Pelobatidae. The record is from the annotation of a GenBank genome assembly.